GAGAUGAUCGACAGCCAGUGAGGCGAAACGAGCAUUUUUCGGGUCGUGGAACUAAAGGUGUCCAAAUCGAAGAUGGGAAAGGGAAUGUUCUCAACGGCGAGCGGAAAGCAGCAAGUAUGCCUGCUGUUCUUCGUCCAAGUCGUCCUAAUUGCGCUAAUGGGCGCGCUGAUGACAUAUGGCCCGGAGGCGAACGCUAAUUUGCUAAAAAAUCACGCAGGUAACCGCGAGGACUGGAAAUCCGUCAAGAAGCCGGAUGGCGACCCGUUGCAAAUUUAUCCGAUGUAUCAAGAUGUCCACGUGAUGAUAUGGAUCGGCUUCGGGUUCCUGAUGACGUUCCUGAAGAGGUACGGCCAGAGCGCUAUCGGUCUGACGUUCCUCGUCGGCGCGAUCCUCGUACAGGUCGCGAUGAUCUGCGAGGGCGUGAUGGAGAUCAAGACGGACAAGAAGGCGUACCUGUCGUUGGGAAGCCUUCUGAGCGCCGACAUUGCGGUGGCCGCCCCGUUGAUAUCCAUGGGCGCGCUCCUCGGUAAGACGACCUACAUACAGCUCGUGUUCAUGGGUAUCCUCGAGCUGAUCAUGUUCACCGUGAACAAGUACGUGGGGGAGCAUAUACUCAUGGCGGCCGACGCCGGUGACAGCAUGUUCGUCCAUGCGUUCGGGGCGUACUUCGGGCUGGCCGUCAGUUUCGUGAUGGGAAUGAAAGAGAAACCGAAGGAGCACCAUCUCGAGGGACCGUCUUAUAAUUCGGACAUAUUCGCGAUGAUCGGUACGGUGUUCCUGUGGCUGUUUUGGCCGUCUUUUAACAGCGCCGCCCUCAAAGGUGACGAUCAACACAGAGCAAUUAUAAACACCCUCCUCUCGAUCUCGGCCAGCUGCGUGAUCGCUUUCGCUACCUCGGCCCUGGUCUCCAAGGACAGCAAGUUCAACAUGGUCCACGUACAGAAUUCGACGUUGGCCGGUGGUGUGGCCAUCGGCACCGCGGCAGGCAUGAUGUGUGAACCAGUAGGCGCUCUGGUCGUGGGCUCUUUGGCCGGUCUGUUCAGCGUGCUUGGAUACAAAUACCUCACGCCCCUGAUACAGAAACGUCUACGCGUGCACGACACGUGCGGCGUUCAUAACCUUCACGGGAUGCCGGGCGUUUUGGCGGGAAUUUUCGGCGCCCUGAUGGCCGGCCUGGCCACGGAAGCCUCUUACGAUUAUUCCCUUUACGAGAUUUUCCCUGCACGAGCGCCAAGCACUGAAACAAUGGUCGCCGAGAUGAGGGACUAUUAUGGUAUAUCGCCCGGGCUGAACAGAACGGCGGGACAGCAGGCAGGCUAUCAAUUAUUAGCACUCGCGAUCACUGUGGUAAUUGCCAUCGUUUCCGGAUUAGUAACAGGUUUAAUAUUACGUAUGUCGAUCUGCGGUUCAAUAUCAGAAGAGCAGAAAUUCGAUGACGAGGCACAUUGGGAACUGGAGGAAGAGACUUCGCAUGAAUCAAAAGUUAAAGAGGGAAACAAUUCUGGUGAUCAGUUGCCGAUGGCUUCUAUUUGAAGAAAAUUAUUCUUGCCCCCCCCCCCCGCCGGCCCCUCAUCCUCUUUCCUUAAUGAAUAUAGGUGCACGAUCAACAGGUAGCAUGGAUGUAACCAAGUGAGGAAGUAAUACUACAAAAAAUAUUUUUAAAACGAAAACAAUCAAAAUUAACACAUAUCAACAAACAUGUAAUUGUUAUCCAAGAACAGCAUGCAACAAACGUACAGUACAGGUACAACGUUUUUACAGACAUUAUUUGUAUUUUUUUAGAAAACUUUCUAUAAAUUUAUACAAUAAAUAGUUUGUAACAUAAACAGAUUCAAUAUAAUAUAUGUACGAAUGUUUCUGGAAAUUGCACAGCAGCUUUUAUCGUAAU
Messenger RNA from Dufourea novaeangliae, 1888 nucleotides. It is a transcript of the gene Rh50, whose product is annotated as ammonium transporter Rh type A. Gene Ontology annotation, cellular component: plasma membrane. Gene Ontology annotation, biological process: ammonium transmembrane transport; ammonium homeostasis. Gene Ontology annotation, molecular function: ammonium channel activity. NCBI's taxonomy places the organism in Eukaryota, Metazoa, Arthropoda, Insecta, Hymenoptera, Halictidae. The transcript is spliced from 12 exons. The record is from RefSeq and is a predicted model, not a curated record. Bases 73 to 1533 code for a protein of 486 amino acids.